AUGAUUCUCAGCGGACUCGAAGUCGUCAGCCGCCAUUUGGUGCGUAACUUAGGAAAUGUCACUCAGCAGCAACAGCCAUGCGGUAUCGAUCUUACUUUACGCCAGGUUUCUAGAUGGACCUCAGCGGCUAUCAUCGACUUCGAUAACACUAAGCGUCAAGCGGCCAAAACUUCUAGUCUGCCUUUUGACGAAGCCAAGCACAUAAUCACACUACAACCAGGCACCUACUUGAUCGAUUUCAACGAAACCGUUCAUAUUCCACGGAAUUGUAUGGGGAGUGUUUUCCCUCGAUCGUCACUAUGGAGGUCCGGGGUGGGAAUCGCUGCUGGUGUGGUUGACGCUGGAUAUGAAGGUGCCUUGGGGGCUUUGAUGGAAGUCAAAAAUCCUCAUGGGGUAAUUUUUCACCACAAUGCCAAGCUGGCACAGAUCGUACUUGAGGAAUUGGGGGAAACGGUCGUGGGAUAUAGCGGUGUUUAUCAGUCCUCGACGAGCAGUGUUGGGCGUGAUGGGACGAAACAAGUGUAA
Molecule: messenger RNA, 525 nt
Organism: Penicillium canescens
Lineage: Eukaryota; Fungi; Ascomycota; Eurotiomycetes; Eurotiales; Aspergillaceae
Product: putative dUTPase
Exons: 1
Coding region: 1-525 (174 amino acids)
Source: RefSeq, a predicted model, not a curated record